Anopheles cruzii is the source of this 759-nucleotide messenger RNA. RefSeq names its product protein GUCD1-like. NCBI's taxonomy places the organism in Eukaryota, Metazoa, Arthropoda, Insecta, Diptera, Culicidae. The transcript is spliced from 5 exons. The record is from RefSeq and is a predicted model, not a curated record. The coding region runs from base 1 to 759 and encodes 252 amino acids.
AUGCAGUUCCAUCUCCUCACAGGUGUCUUUCCCGAUAUUGUUGAGCAUCCCAUCGUGCCCUUCAAGCAGCGAUUUGAUUGGGACGGUGGAUUUGCAUGCAUUGCAAUGGUGCUGGAUCAUCAAAAAAGGCAAAAGUUUAUAGCCUACUUCCGGCGAAUCUGUGCCGAAGGUGAUUUCGGCGAGGGCCCCUCUAGCCUCGAUUUGUGCUACAUCUUGAAGGACUUCAACGUUCCACACAAGUACCUAACGAUGACCUUUGCGGGGAACCCGGAACAUAGGUUUAAUGGUUGCUACGAAUCGUUAAAAAGGGAUGUGGCGCGUUUGAAUUUUAAACUCCAACACGCCAAGCAGAAAGGCAUCGACGUCAAGAAGUGCUCCGUAAACAAUCAAUUUCUAAUCGAUCACCUUGAUAUGCACGGCACUAUAAUUCUGCUCACCAGUGAAUUGAUGCUGUUCUGUGACCUGUGCACACCGAAAAAACGGCAUAGCGAAUCAUGCGCUUGUCAAAUCCAACCCCCCAUGUACCUGGGCUGCCACAUCGUGCUCUGUGGGUACAACGGAUUGACACAGAAGUUCAUGUACCGCAAUCCGCUCCACGACAACCACGUGUGCAACAUUCCAUACCAAGAGCUUGACAAGGCCCGCAAAGCAAAAGGGACGUACGAAGAUGUUAUUCUUCUGUACAACAAAACUCCACAACACAAGGUAUUCCGGAAUAAGGAUUUAACAACGUCGUUGGCUGGUCUGCGCACCAAUUGA